Penicillium crustosum is the source of this 297-nucleotide messenger RNA. Its product is annotated as fungal hydrophobin domain-containing protein. Lineage: Eukaryota; Fungi; Ascomycota; Eurotiomycetes; Eurotiales; Aspergillaceae. The coding region runs from base 1 to 297 and encodes 98 amino acids. The record is from RefSeq and is a predicted model, not a curated record. The transcript is spliced from 2 exons. Gene Ontology annotation, cellular component: extracellular region.
AUGAAGGCUUCUAUUCUUCUUAUUGCGGCCUCCGCUGGAGCUACCCUGGCUCAUGCUGCUUCCAUCGUCGAGCGCGGUGACAGCAUCUGCCCUGACGCGUCCUACUAUCUUCCCCUUUGCUGCUUCACCACCUUUUUGGGCCCCGAAGAACUACUUGACUGCCGACAUCAUGGCAGUGUGAAGGAUUUUUCCGAUUUCAAGAAAAGCUGCCGUGAGGUUGGUGGCGCAGCGGUAAAGUGUUGCAAUAUACCUUUUGCCGGCGAGCCUCAGCUUUGCGAAGACCCCGUUCGGAUUUAG